AUGUCGCUUUCUUCUCGGGGCGCGAUUGCGCGAGCCCUGAGGCUUGACGUGUUAAGAUUGCCAUCUCGAGCAUAUUCUCGACCCUUAACACCUACUCUCUAUCUACGAUUCUGUUUUACGAGGAAGUUGUCUUCGAUCAACUCCAUUAAUGUCGGGCAACAGACCACUACUCCCCACCGUGCUUUUUCGACCACUCGUUGCCUACAAUCCGAAGCAUCUAUCCAGAACCUAGUCGAUAUUCUCCCUGUUUGCUGUCCGGGAUGCGGUGCAUUCUCCCAGACGAUCGAAUCGGACGAGCCAGGCUAUUACGGCAAGAGUCGCAAGCAGAGACGAAAGCCGUCCAAGAAAGACGACACAGAGCAGCAAAUUACAGACUCGGAGGAUGUGGCCGUCUCAAGUACCCAAGAUAGUUCAGUUCAGGAUUCUGCGUAUCUUACCGGAGAGUCUACGGUUCCCAAGCCUAUCCAAGGUGGAGCUUUACCAGACGAGUGGUUCCAAUCUUCCCCGAUCCCUUCGACUGAGUCGCAAAAGCAAAUCAACCAGGUUUGUGAUCGAUGUCAUGAUUUGAUUCACCACAACAAGGCAGUCUCCGCGCCCAAACCGACGAUCCUUGCCAUCCGAGAGUUCCUGAACGAGUCGCCAUACAAAGACAACUGUGUCUAUCAUAUUGUCGAUGCUGCAGAUUUCCCGAUGUCCUUGAUCCCGCGCAUACACCAGGCACUAUCGCUCCAGGAACAACGAUCUCGAAACCGAAGAGCCGCAAAUGAAAAGUACAUUGGGGGAAAAAAGUUGGCCACCCUCAACUUUAUCAUCACGCGCUCCGACUUGCUGGCUGCGACAAAGGAUCAAGUUGACUCGAAGAUGGAAUACGUUCGCUCAAUACUCCGCGAGUCAUUGGGGAAAGCCGGGAAAGAUGUUCGUCUGGGUAACGUCCAUAUGAUCAGUGCGCGUCGUGGCUGGUGGACGAAGCAAGUUAAGGAGGAAAUAUACAAGCACGGUGGAGGAAUUUGGGUUGUUGGCAAGGCUAAUGUGGGGAAGAGUAGCUUCAUCGAAGCCUGCUACCCCAAGAACUCAAGGAAUAUGGAGAACAUGGCUGAGUGGAUCCAUCAACAACGAGAAGAGAAUGAGGUCUCGAAACACGGACAGGCCGGUUUCCUUGAUCUCAUUUCUCCUGACAGUCUCCUUCCUCCUGCACCUCGUGAAGAUGCAUUUCCAGUGCUACCGGUCAUUUCCUCGCUGCCAGGAACAACUGUUUCGCCCAUUCGUAUUCCAUUCGGCCGUGGAAAGGGUGAAAUGAUCGACCUACCAGGAAUGGAACGUGGUCAGCUUGAGGACUUUGUCCGUGACGACCAUAAACGUGAUCUUAUCAUGGUCAAGAGAGUCAAGCCAGAGCGCUGUACCAUCAAACCUGGCCAGUCUCUUCUUCUUGGUGGUGGUCUCGUGCGCAUUACACCCGUUAAUCCCGAGGACACUGUUUUGGCCGCUUGUUUCGUGCCCAUCGAGAGCCACAUUACAAAGACUGACAAGGCGAUUGAAAUGCAAAACGAACAACGACCUUACUCAGGAAAGAUUCUCAUGAAAGAAGGCACCGGUAGCUCUAUUGCUUCGGCAGGGAAAUUCGAUCUCGAAUGGGAUAUCACCGCUUCCAACCUCCCCGACUCAGUCGCAAAGGCUGUCAAAGACAAGAAGAUUCCCAUCCCUCCGCUCCCGUACCGAGUGAUGUCAGCCGACAUCCUGAUUGAAGGCUGCGGCUGGGUGGAAGUCAGUGUGCAAGUGCGCGCUAAGCGCAAUUCGGAGACCGAGUCCCCCUCAUAUCCCCAGAUUGAGGUGUUUACUCCCGAGGGGAAACACAUUGGAUCUCGACCACCGAUUGAAUGUUGGAAUUUCAUUGCAGAGAAGAAGAAGGCAGAUAAGCGCAAGAGGCCGCGUCUGCGUUACCGGUAUAGUUAA
Penicillium atrosanguineum is the source of this 1950-nucleotide messenger RNA. RefSeq lists its product as uncharacterized. The record is from RefSeq and is a predicted model, not a curated record. The transcript is spliced from 2 exons. Bases 1 to 1950 code for a protein of 649 amino acids. Lineage: Eukaryota; Fungi; Ascomycota; Eurotiomycetes; Eurotiales; Aspergillaceae. Gene Ontology annotation, cellular component: mitochondrion.